Molecule: messenger RNA, 2578 nt
Organism: Oncorhynchus keta (chum salmon)
Lineage: Eukaryota; Metazoa; Chordata; Actinopteri; Salmoniformes; Salmonidae
Product: protein FEV-like
Exons: 3
Coding region: 766-1245 (159 amino acids)
Biological process (GO): cell differentiation; regulation of transcription by RNA polymerase II
Cellular component (GO): nucleus
Molecular function (GO): DNA-binding transcription factor activity, RNA polymerase II-specific; sequence-specific DNA binding
Source: RefSeq, a predicted model, not a curated record
GGAUGUGCUCAUUUUGUGAUCCGCUAUAUACACUUCUAAUUGUAUUUCUAUGGGAUUAUGUUACAGUCAGUACGCCUAAUAUUUAGAGUUAUUGAAGGUGGAAAUCCUAAUUUGAGAUUUGCGCGCGUAACUCCCGUAACAACCAUUGACGUUAUACCGAUUUACCCACGCAGGUGUCAAAUUAUGAUUCGAUUUGAAGUGUUUUAUAUCCUUUGUUUUAAUAAUGGUCAAAUAUUAAGGUGAAACUGCAAAAACGAUAGUGGACACCAACAUUUAAACCAGAACUUCUAGUAGCCUAUAGAAGCCAGAAUGAGACAAUAAUAUUUAAUUCAAAUCUUUCAGAAAUGACCUAGCAUUCGAGGCUUGUUUUAAGUUGCCUGCGACCUGUUUAAAAACUCAGGCAGCUAAAGCAAGUCUGGGACGCCAGAGACCACUCUUCAGAACACAGCGGCAGCGGCAUAACUGGCGGAGAGGGUGUGGCGUGGUGGGGGUAUGGAGUGAUAGCCGACUCCAUGAGUCAUAUAGGCCUAGCCUUGCAUAGCAGUCACAUAUACAGGCCUGCUCUCAGGUCUCAUAUCGUUUGCUCCUGUUAUCGCCCCACCGGGAAACGAAUCAUAACCUGAAAUCCGCGCGGAUCCAACAGAACAUCUGUUGAAAGAAAGCAAAAGUGGGUCCUGGAUUCCCUCAAAUACAGGGGCUCAAAAAGGUAGUGGACAGAUUCAGCUAUGGCAGUUUCUCCUCGAACUCCUGUCAGACAGCGCCAACAUGUCCUGCAUUACCUGGGAAGGGACGAACGGAGAAUUCAAGCUAAUUGACCCCGAUGAGGUGGCCCGGCGAUGGGGCGAGCGCAAAAGCAAGCCCAACAUGAACUACGACAAACUCAGCCGCGCAUUGCGGUACUACUACGACAAAAACAUCAUGACAAAGGUCCAUGGGAAGCGAUAUGCUUACAAGUUCGACUUUCACGGCUUGGCCCAGGUGUGUCAACCCUCAACAACAGAGCAAGCGCUUUAUAAAUUCCAGAGUAAUUUUGCCCCUAUUCCCUUUUCAGGGAUUUCCAAGCUAAGCCUCGUUGGUCCAGGCGUUGGUCCGUCCGGAUUCUCCUAUUGGCCGGGUUCGCCACCCACUCUCUACCACAGUCACAACCUCCAACCCCCGGGACCAUUUGGUGCUGUGUCCGCUUCGCACAUCAACUGUGUCAACAACAUCAACAACCUGAAUAAUAUCAAUAACCACUACAAUUGACUACUAUUAAUCCACCAAUGAGGCCUAAUCAUAAUAAUCGAUGAUUGAUGUAGUUUAAAGCGUGCCUUUUCGGAUUAGGCCUAAUGAUGAUUUUUCCUUUCGAAAUGUUAUCUUGUGAACCCAAGACAUUGUCUGAUCCUAACUGAAUAUGCCAAGGUGCAAUUCAUUAAACAUUUUGUGCAAUAUUUCAAAUGUAAUAACAUGCGUUUUCAGAUAGGCUAUGUAUUUUAGACUAAACCCAGAUUAAGAACCCCUUUCUUUACAAUUUAUUUGGUCUUUGAUUCGACAGGACACUGGUGCCUCCACCUCUGAAAUUGCCUGGGCUUUUAGCGCCAUCACGUGGCUAUUAAUUAAACAUAUAAAUACGUAAUUGUUCUCAGAUAGGCUUGCAGUGCACUAAUUUCAAAGUAGGAUUAUUAGUGCCCGUCUAAAAACAUUAUGGAGAUAAAGAUUUGUCGUCGCCAAUAUAUUACCCGAUGACUCCCACUUUAAAUAGCCUUGGUUAUUUUAAGGUUACAAUGCAGACGUGUUUAUCUCAAUAUCAAAUCAUUUCUGGGUAACUAUUAAGUACCUUACUGUCUUUGUUUUCAAUUCAAAUUGUCAAAAAGAAGAAAAUAGCAAUGAGCAAUUUCUCAAGCAAGAAUUGUGUUAGUACUAUCUGGGAGUGGUCUGAGUGGGGAGGGGAAAACGGUAAAUUAGCUGUUAUUGGCAGAGAGGUUUUGAACUCUCUUUCAUUGCAGACCCUGGUUUGAUUCCAGGCUGUAUCACAACCGGCUGUGAUUGGGAGUCCCAUAGGGCGGCGCACAAUUGGCCCAGCGUCGUCCGAGUUUGGCCGGGGUAGGCCUAGUUAAAUAAAGGUUAAAUAAAAAUAAAUACAUUCUUGUUGGUCUAUUAACUCAUUUAGCGCCUGGUGAUGUCACCAGGUAGGCCAAUACUCCAUCCCACCAAACAGGCUGACAUUUCAGUUGGUCUUUUCAAACUGCACUGGGCCUUUAAGCCUACUUUAAACAUACACAGGCAGUCUACGAUACAGUGCAGGUAUCUCCUUUAGUUUUGACAACAACCACGUUUGUUUUUUUUUUUUCAUUUUAUACGUUUUAUUUUGACAUUUUAUGCAUGAAAAAAACAAUAGAUUAUUUAAUUAUAAUUUUAAACCUUUUAGAAAUUAUUUAUUUGAAAUUGUAGGCUACAAAUGCCAGUUGAUAUCAUGAAUGAAAUUGUGUGAUGCUAUUUUACAUAGGCCUACAUUUAAUUUUGCCGAAUUAUCACAUAAUGUAUGACAAUGUUUAUAAGUCCGUCAACCAUGUUGUAUAAAAAAGCAUCAUCCUCAGAA